Gracilinanus agilis (Agile Gracile Mouse Opossum) is the source of this 1416-nucleotide messenger RNA. It is a transcript of the gene PDGFRL, whose product is annotated as platelet derived growth factor receptor like. The transcript has 6 exons. The coding region runs from base 1 to 936 and encodes 311 amino acids. Lineage: Eukaryota; Metazoa; Chordata; Mammalia; Didelphimorphia; Didelphidae. The record is from RefSeq and is a predicted model, not a curated record.
AUGGCGGCCCGGGCUGGCGUGCUGGUGUUCCCAGGGCCAGCCCCGCUGUGCCACGCUUUCCAUAUUCUCUUCCACUCUGACCAGUCCCUCUUUUUCUCAAUAGUGUAUGAUAAGCAAUGUAAAAGACUUAGCUAUAUUGAUCAGUAUAAAGACUCAAGACACAGUGUGAAGCAACAUGACCGCUAUGGGCAGCUUGUCCUGGAGAACGCCACGGCAGCAGACACUGGCGAGUACAGCUGCUGGCUCCAGGUAUGCAGUGGCUACGUGUGCAGGAAGGAUGACACCAAGACAGGGACUACCUACAUCUUUUUUACAGAGAAGGGCGAGCUCUUUGUGCCUUCUCCCAGCUACUUUGGUGUGGUCUACCUAAACCCAGACAGAGAAGCCAUCGUUCCUUGCCGUGUGACCGUCCCAUCGGCCAAGGUUACCCUACACAGAGAGUUCCCAGCCAAAGAGAUCCAAAGCAAUGGAAGCAUUACUUAUGACCUCAAGAGGGGUUUUGUCUACUUGCACCCUCAACCUGACCAUCAGGGGGUGGUCUACUGCCGGGCAGAGGCCCACGGGGCCCCCCAGAUUUCCAUCAAGUACCAGCUACUCUAUGUGGAAGUCCCCAGCGGCCCCCCAUCCACCACCAUCGUGGCGUCCUCCGACAGAGUGAAUGGCGGGGAUGACAUCACCGUCCUCUGCACUGUCCUGGGGGAGCCGGACGUGGAGGUGGAGUUCCGCUGGAUCUACCCCGGCCAGAAGGACCAGAGGCCCGUGACGAUCCAGGACACGUGGAGGCUGGUGCGCAGGGGCCUCGGCCACACCACGCGGCUGUCCCAAAGCGCGCUCACGCUCCAGGACUUUGAGACCGUCGAUGCCGGGUACUAUAUGUGCACGGCCCAGAACGUGCGUGGGCAGACCACUGUGGCCACCGCCGUGCGGCUCUCCUGAGCCCGACAGAUGGGCCGCCGUGCCAGGCCCGGCCUUGCAGAGGGAAUGGGCGAAGAUAACAGCUAACCUUGAGAUGGUGCUUUACAAAUAGUGUCUCCUUUGAGCCUCACCACUGUCCUGGGAGGUAGGUGCUAUGAUGACUCCCAUUUUACAGAUGGGGAAACCGAGGCAGAAUCAUCUCAGCUCUGCCAGCUUCUUAGGAUCUGUGCUUAGCCAAAGGCUGCUGCGCCGCACGUAGAUCUCAGACAAAGGCCCCAGCCAGACCAGAAACCACUGGGUACAGGAACAGGGGGUCCCCCCCAUUCCCACGGUUUGAGGGGCUGACUUCCAUGUAUGUGCUGACUAUUGGUCCCAAACGAACACGCCUGGAUGUAUGGAUGCAAACCCACGCACACAUAUCUGUGCACACUGUAUACCCACACACAGAUCCAUGUGUCUCGUUUGAGCAAUGUAAUCCCUAAAUAAAGCAGUUUGUUUAAA